GCAAAGAACUGGGAAAGGCAAGAGCCGCAAAGCAAGAAGGUGCGUUGCUGUUUGUGGGAGCUGGUGGUGAUGCGGGUGAUGUGAGUGCGAGGUCAGAGUAACAACCACCAUGCGUGGCGUGCUUGUGUGCUUGUGCUAUGCUUGCGCGGGCAACGCGCACGGCCACACAUUUCUUCGCUGAGUGGUUGCUGCGACAAGUGCGGUGCCCGUGGUGUGUGUGUGUGUUGACAACAGCAGCUGAGGAAAGAAAGAAAGCACAACGGGAGAGAGGGGCUGAUACAUGCAAGGGGGGCGUGGUUGGCGUGCGUGGAAACAGACUCAGGCGGUUGUGGCACCUCAAGCGCAGCCCCACAGCUCAAGGGGAUGGUUGGCAGUGGUGGGGCGAGUCCCCGGCGCAGCAGGCGGCACUCCUCCCAAGGGAAACGCAGGGGAAGUGGCAGGUGGCUUCCACCAGGCGACAACAACAACGACAACAGCACAGACACACCACGAACGACACCAGCGGGCACACGGAUGGUGUACUGCCAAUAUUGCGGCCACGCGGAUGCCGGCCGAUACUGCGCACGCUGCGGCCGUCCACAGGCCGACAACCCGCCACGUGGAGAUGUCGACUAUGAGAAGGUCGAGCGCGAGCUGCGCAAGAAGGGAGAUCCAGAAGUUGGCGGCGAAGUGAUUCUCUUUGAAGGGACGACGUGGCCCGCGUGUCUGUUUUCGCCCGUGUGCUGCUCGUCGACAUAUUGGCGCAUCACGAACAAGCGCAUUGACUGGGAGCACGGCUGCUGCCGCAACCACUCGGACACCAUCGACAUGCGCCGUGUCAAGGACCUGGCGCUGCGUCGCAAUGUGUUCCAGCGCAUUUUUGGGCGCGGCACAGUUGUGGUCUACUCGGACGGCGAGGCGAGCGCUCCCAUCCUCAACAUCUCAAUGUUCAGGGCAGCCACCCUCUACCACCGCCUCCGCAAGGUUGUAGCUGUUGUUGUUGUUGUUGUUUAA
Molecule: messenger RNA, 993 nt
Organism: Salpingoeca rosetta
Lineage: Eukaryota; Choanoflagellata; Craspedida; Salpingoecidae
Exons: 5
Coding region: 364-993 (209 amino acids)
Source: RefSeq, a predicted model, not a curated record